Messenger RNA from Limulus polyphemus (Atlantic horseshoe crab), 1343 nucleotides. RefSeq names its product small glutamine-rich tetratricopeptide repeat-containing protein beta-like. Gene Ontology annotation, biological process: post-translational protein targeting to endoplasmic reticulum membrane. The record is from RefSeq and is a predicted model, not a curated record. Bases 123 to 1088 code for a protein of 321 amino acids. Gene Ontology annotation, cellular component: membrane; TRC complex. Lineage: Eukaryota; Metazoa; Arthropoda; Merostomata; Xiphosura; Limulidae. Gene Ontology annotation, molecular function: molecular adaptor activity; protein binding. The transcript has 12 exons.
CAUGAGAUGGCGCUAAUUACGCGAUUAACUCUGACUGGCAAAUAGAAGGAUAUUAGUUAUUACAGUAGAGACCGAAACCGACGAAGUUAUUCUGUUAUUGUUAUAAACGAAAACUUAAUAAUAUGUCUGAAGUGAAGAGACUUGUAGCAGCUAUCAUCCAGUUCCUUGGAGACCAGCUUCAUAAUGGAGAUUUAACAUCAGAUGCUAAGGAAAGUCUUGAAAUUGCUAUACAGUGUCUAGAAACAGCGUAUGCAGUUCGCCAUGAUAGCCCCACUACAGCUUCGGUCACUACCAACCGAUCUCUUCUUGAAAUUUUUAGUGAUGCAACACAGCGACAGUGGUGUUUGGGUGAUGGUUUGUCAUCUACUUUACCACCACAAGCAUCUGAACAAGACAAAGAGAAGGCAGAAAAACUAAAAAAUGAAGGAAAUAAUCUUAUGAAACUUGAAAAAUAUACUGAUGCGAUAGAAUGCUAUACUAAAGCUAUUAAGUUGGAUGGUAGUAAUGCUGUAUAUUACUGUAAUAGGGCAGCUGCCCAUAGUAAGUUAAAUGACCACCAUGCAGCCAUAGAAGACUGUGAAAUAGCUAUUCGUAUUGAUUCAACAUACAGUAAGGCUUAUGGCCGGAUGGGGUUAGCAUUCGCUAGUUUAGAUCAACAUGCUCGUGCUCGGGACUGUUACAAAAAGGCAGUAGACCUUGAUCCUCAUAAUGAGAGCUAUAUUACCAACCUUCGGGUAGCAGAAGAGAGGCUGAAGGAAAAUCCUCAAGGAUCAGCAGGUGCCCAGACUGGAGAAGCUAGUGGAAAUGUACCAAAUACAUCCCUAAAUUUCUCUAGCUUACUGACUAACCCAACAUUGAUGAACAUGGCCACACAACUCAUGCAAGAUUCCAACAUGCAGAACAUGAUGAGUAAUUUGAUGCAAGGAUCACUGAGUCAGGGUGGAGGUGGAAUGGAGGCGCUAUUACAAGCUGGACAGCAAUUAGCAGCUCAAAUGCAAGCAUCAAAUCCUGAACUUGUUGAACAGUUACGGAGACAGAUGGGAAAUCAAAAUCCUCAAAGUCAGGAUAGACCAGGACCUGAUCAGUAAAUAGCAAAUGCCCAGUGUGUAUAUUGACCGUGGCUUAAGAAUGAUAAAUAGUUUUGAACAUCUUCCAUAAAUAUGGGAAAAAAAGAAAGAUUGACCAACAAGUUAGAUACAGUCAUAAGUUGUCACCUUACACAUACUGAGACUUGCAUUUAAAAAUUUUGGAAAUAUUAAAUGUUCUUUUGUCAUAUUACCCACAUGUGAUGCUGUUCCUCUACUGUAUUAUUUUCUUUAUACAAGAAAAACAUUUUAGAAACA